Messenger RNA from Penicillium cataractarum, 708 nucleotides. Its product is annotated as pathogenesis associated protein Pep2. The record is from RefSeq and is a predicted model, not a curated record. Bases 1 to 708 code for a protein of 235 amino acids. Lineage: Eukaryota; Fungi; Ascomycota; Eurotiomycetes; Eurotiales; Aspergillaceae. The transcript is spliced from 2 exons.
AUGCCCGAUCUUCAUACCCUUCCAGAAGGCUCUCGGCCUGUGGCCGCUAUUCGCAACAAUGGACCCGUGGACCUUGCCAUUGAGCGAUACAAACUACGUGAACUAGCCGAGGGCUGGCCGUGUUACAGAGAUUCUUGUGAAUGGGAGAAUCUGGAAUCCAUUUUCCAUGAGGAUGCGUACAUCUACACCUCCUGGACAGGACGGACCCAUUUUCAAGACUUCAUCAAAGCAUCAAAACGAGGAAUGGACAAUGGGGCAUUCAUCAUGCAUCGCAUCCACGGACUGUCCACAGAUAUAAACGUGGCAGCUACCCGUGCAGUGACCAAGAUGAAGGCGACCAUCACCCAAAGAUUUGUCCUGGAUGGAAUCGAAGCCGAUGCAGAGUCGGACUGUCGAUUUGUGUUCUUCUGGAGCAAAGAUCCGGUCUAUGGUAACUGGGGAGCUAACUUUGUGCGCCACUUUUAUGAAAAGGACAAGUUGAUCCCCGUGAACCCGAACAGAAUCCCAGAACUCAACCUGGAGGAGUUGAACAAGUUCCCCGUUGGUUACCGCUACCUCGGAUAUUGCCAAGAGAAGACCAUGGGUGUUACAGUCAUCAAGGAUUUACCUGGUCACAGGCGCGAGAUUGGCACUGUAAAUAGAGAGAAGCACGACAUGCUGUAUAGACAGAUCAAGGCUUGGAUGGACGGUGAGAAUAUCGAUAUCUGA